UGCCGUGGCUGGAAGUUACUGUGCGGCGGCGGCGGCUAAGAAGGCGGCUGUGGUGGCGACGGCGGCGGCUGAGACGGCGGCUGAGGCGGCGACGGAGGAAAUAGAAGAUGGCAGAUUUUUUGAAAGGACUGCCCGUCUACAACAAAAGCAAUUUUAGUCGAUUUCAUGCAGACUCUGUGUGUAAAGCCUCGAACCGACGUCCCUCAGUCUACCUGCCCACGCGGGAAUACCCAUCUGAACAGAUCAUCGUGACAGAAAAGACAAACAUCCUUUUGCGUUACCUACAUCAGCAAUGGGACAAAAAGAAUGCCGCCAAGAAGAGAGACCAGGAACAAGUGGACCUCGAGGGUGAGAGCUCUGCGCCCCCCCGCAAGGUGGCUCGGACCGAUAGCCCAGACAUGCACGAGGACACUUAAGACUCACACUCCCCCACAGGCGCCUCUUGUCUUCUGUGCUCCCCUCCCACCGUGUGUAAGCGCCCCUGCCCGCACCCCGCCUUGUCCACACCACUUCCAACCUCAUAGGAGCCAAUGUAUUUAUUUUCCUUGAGUUUUUAUUUAUGCUGUAUAUGUCCCAAGUGAUGGUUAAAGGGGCCGUCAGACACAGUAGUGUGGUAUUGGUAGAUGCUUUUUAAACAUUGUUUCUCCCUCCAUCCUGUUCCCCUCCUCCCACUUCUCCAGACGCCAGAGCGGGUCUGCGAAGGUCUCGAGCCAGACCUGCUGCAUCAGGCAGCAGCUUGGGGGCCCUUCUGCCCACUCCCAUCUGCUUGUCUAGGCCUUUAAGACUUGGCCUUGUCUCAAGUUCCACUGGGACCUAUUCAGUGCUCAGAUCCUGCUCUGAGCGUGUGCAAGGGGAAGUCGGCCCUUCUGGAUCUUUCUCCUCAGUCAUUUUAUCAUGGACUAGUGCGUGCUCCAUGUCCACCCCAAUAAAAGGGUCUUUCCUACUUGA
Messenger RNA from Condylura cristata (star-nosed mole), 948 nucleotides. It is a transcript of the gene DDA1, whose product is annotated as DET1 and DDB1 associated 1. Gene Ontology annotation, biological process: positive regulation of proteasomal ubiquitin-dependent protein catabolic process. The record is from RefSeq and is a predicted model, not a curated record. NCBI's taxonomy places the organism in Eukaryota, Metazoa, Chordata, Mammalia, Eulipotyphla, Talpidae. Gene Ontology annotation, cellular component: Cul4-RING E3 ubiquitin ligase complex. The coding region runs from base 108 to 416 and encodes 102 amino acids. The transcript is spliced from 5 exons.